Messenger RNA from Octopus sinensis (East Asian common octopus), 1814 nucleotides. Its product is annotated as zinc finger protein 239-like. The transcript has 2 exons. Gene Ontology annotation, biological process: regulation of transcription by RNA polymerase II. Gene Ontology annotation, molecular function: DNA-binding transcription activator activity, RNA polymerase II-specific; RNA polymerase II cis-regulatory region sequence-specific DNA binding. The record is from RefSeq and is a predicted model, not a curated record. Bases 743 to 1282 code for a protein of 179 amino acids. Gene Ontology annotation, cellular component: nucleus. NCBI's taxonomy places the organism in Eukaryota, Metazoa, Mollusca, Cephalopoda, Octopoda, Octopodidae.
AUUUUUUAUCCCCCCACCCUUUUUUUCCCUCUUUCCUUCCUUUUACGAUCCCUUUUGAUCGAAAACCAAACCCCUUUUUUACACCCAAAAGAAAAGCUCUACCCUGUAAUUCGUCCUGUCUGUGUGCAACCCUGUGUGGCUAAGAAAGAAACAUAUUUGUUUCCCAACCCCGCAUCGCAAUAUUUGUUGUUUUAUUUACUAGAGAGCGUUGGGUUUACUUUUUGUCACAUGACACACCGUACUUCCGGUUCCGCUGCAGCCUGUUUCACUCGGGAGAAGAACAAAGAAGUGUUUUUGUUUGUUUUUCACGGAGAUUUUGAUAUUCACAGAUGACAUUGGCACAAAACGACUUCUGUACAUUGGAGACAUCUGGAAUAUUUAUCAGUUUUUUUAAAAAAUAAAGGAAAACGUUUUAGAGAACAGAUAUAAUAACCCAACUGCUAUAAAUCUAGGAUUGAAUUACUGUGAAAUAUUUGCCCUGAGUGAAGAUUCAUAGCAACAUUUCUCCAUCUCCUUACCUGGUGCUUUUGCAUUCUAAUUAAACUUGAAUAUAUUUACAAAGGAGUUUGCAGCAUCUUUAGAUAUCAAUAAAAUAGCAGUGGAAAUACUUCUAAGAAAUAAACUAUAACAAGAAGAAGAAGAAGGAAAUUACAUGCUGUGGUGAGAGAAGAAAGAUAAGGGGAAAAUUUAAUACUGUGAGAAACUUCAAUGGUUGGGUCUGUUUGUAUCCCUUAGAGAAAUAAUGUCAAAGGAAUUAGGAAAAUCACAACGUGAUUGUGAAAUCUGUGGUAAAUCAUUCCCAACAAGCAGUAAAUUGAUUAAUCACAUUCGUGUUCAUACAGGUGAGAAGCCCUUUCACUGUGUUACCUGUGGUAAAUCAUUCUCUCAAAGCAGUACCUUGACUACACACAAACGUAUUCAUACAGGAGAGAAGCCAUAUAGCUGUGAUAUCUGCGGCAAAGCAUUCUCUGACAGGAGUGUCUUAAGCGUACACAGGCAUAUUCAUACAGGUGAGAGACCAUAUCACUGUGACAUCUGUGGUAAAUCAUUCUCUGACAAGAGUGUCUUAAGCAUACACAGGCGGAUUCAUACAGGAGAGAAGCCACAUCACUGUGAUAUCUGUGGUAAAUCAUUCUCUAUAUGUAGUAACUUGAUUAAACACAUUCGUGUUCAUACAGGUGAAAAGCCAUUUCACUGUGAUACCUGUGGUAAAUCAUUCUCUCAAAAUAGAAACUUAACUCAACACAGACGUAUUCAUACAGGUGAGAAGCCAUAUAACUGAUGUCUGUGGUGUCUCAUUCCCUCAAAAUAGUGACUUAACUGAACACAAAUUUGUACAUACAGGAGAAAAAACCCCAUCGUUGUGAUAUCUGGGAAAUCAUUCUCUCAGAGAAAGGGAUUAACUCAUCACAAACGUACUCAUGCAGGGGGGGAGAAACCAUAUCUUUGUGAUUUCUGUGGUUAAUCAUUCUCUCAAAGAAGUACCUUAAUUAGACAUGCAUCUAUCCAUGUGAAAGUGUGAUUCUGUCAUUGUUAAAGUUACUGUUGUUAUGUUUAAUGUUGGGGGCAAAUAUUAAGACCACAAUCUGGGGCAGAGUUGUUGGCAUGUCUGGUAAAAUGUUUAUCAGGAUUUCAUCCAUGUUUAUAAAGUGAUGGGAAGAAAUGAAGGAAAGGACCAAGAUGAAGAUUGUGUUUUGGAGGUGAGGAGAAAAGAAAAGACAGGGAAUGUUGUUUCUUAGACUCCCAAGAAGAAGCAUAAGGUUGUGGAUGAACCCUUUCUGCAAUCUAUGAAGGGUUUUGUGAAAAAAUAUCGA